AUGGCACUGUCUUGGCGUGAUGGCACAUUACGUGACCUAGCCCCGCGAUGGUUAUUACCUUCUGACGUGGACGUCCAUAGGCCUUCAGCCAUCGCGUUACUUAUUAAGGAGAGAAUCCUUCUUAUUACUUGUAAUAUUAGCGUGGAAAGUACGAGACUCUUGAACUCUGGUGCUUUCCACGCUAGGCCAAAUAGGGUUGUGUCUAGAAUAAAAUGA
Bipolaris victoriae FI3 is the source of this 216-nucleotide messenger RNA. RefSeq lists its product as hypothetical. The coding region runs from base 1 to 216 and encodes 71 amino acids. NCBI's taxonomy places the organism in Eukaryota, Fungi, Ascomycota, Dothideomycetes, Pleosporales, Pleosporaceae. The record is from RefSeq and is a predicted model, not a curated record. The transcript has a single exon.